This is a messenger RNA of Pongo pygmaeus (Bornean orangutan), 2603 nucleotides long. RefSeq names its product NME/NM23 nucleoside diphosphate kinase 2 (gene NME2). Lineage: Eukaryota; Metazoa; Chordata; Mammalia; Primates; Hominidae. Gene Ontology annotation, molecular function: nucleoside diphosphate kinase activity. The coding region runs from base 2005 to 2463 and encodes 152 amino acids. The transcript has 5 exons. The record is from RefSeq and is a predicted model, not a curated record. Gene Ontology annotation, biological process: GTP biosynthetic process; CTP biosynthetic process; UTP biosynthetic process.
ACACUGGGUUUCACUGUGUUAGCCAGGAUGGUCUCGAUCUGAUCUCGUGAUCUGCCCGCCUCGGCCUCCCAAAGUCCUGGGAUUACAGGCGUGAGCCACCGCACCUGGCCCUUUUUAAAAAAUUUUUGAGAUGGAAUCUCACUCUGUCGCCCAGGCUGGAGUGCAAUGGCACGAUCUCAGCUCACUGCAACCUCUGCUUCCCGGGUUCAAGCGCUUCUCCUGCCUCAGCCUCCUGAGUAGCUGGGAUUACAGGCACGAGCCACUAUGCCCGGCUAAUUUUUGUAAUUUUCGUGGGGAUGGGGUUUCACCACGUUGGUCAGGCUUGUCUCGAACUCCUGACCUCGUGAUCCACCCGCCUCGGCCUUUCAAAGUGCUGGGAUUACAGACGUGAGCUACCGCACCCAGCCUGAAUUUCUAUUAAUAUUUUACACAAAGUGUGGCCUGUUUGUUUUGGGGCGUGAGAUGAGCAUACCAGGACUUGGGGAAUGAACAUGUGUGUAGUGAAGCUGGAGGGUUGCAGCCUCCCCAGUUAAGGACAGUCGUCCCAGGAAGGAAAGAAGAGGUGAAAGCAGAGGGGUGGUCCUGACUGUACCCUGAGUAGCCAUCAGUGACCUGACCAAGGGGAGCAGAUAGCUCUCCCCUGGACAGAGAAAAGUCCAUGCAAUUUCGAGACUUGUUUUCACAGUUGACGUUUGGUAAAUCCAAAUGAGAGUGUGCUUGAGAUUGAAGCCAAAAAAAUACAGUGCCCCCAAAUGAGGGCACAUGACAGUUAUUGUCAAUGUCUGGUGGGCUAAUGCUCUGUAACUAGAAGUUUGGAAAGCCGAUAAGGUAUAACAGAGGCCAGGUUGUCUUCCAUCUGGCCAGUGACGGGUGAUCAGCGCAGUGCUAGGGGCACUCGGGUGAUGGCAUGAUUGCUGUGGUCAGCUCAGAGUCCUGAGGGGAAGCAAGCGGGCUCCCACCAUCUCAGGGCAGUACCACUGCUGUGCGGCUGUCAGUCAGUGCUGCAGGCACUGAGAGGAGGGGCUCGUGACCGCCCCAGGGAAGCUGGGCAUCACCAAAGGGAGCUUGUUUGCCAGGGACACUGCAAGUAGGAAGUGUCUACAGGUCGAUGACAGGCCUGAUCUCUAUGACAGGGUCUAGACUUUCCUCAGGGUCCAGGGGCGCGCCUCAGGGUGAACUGGAAAACUCGACCGCACUUUAGUGCCAGGUGGGCAGGGAUCCCCAUGUCAGGGUGGGAGUGGGGCGGCUGAUUGGGGCUGGAAAUGUAGGUGGGGAGGCGGCAGCCAGGGAGCAGGGCAUCCUGCGAGAAGAGCAUCCCGCUGAGGAGUCUGAAUGCCAUCCUGUAGGCGGGGGAGUCAUCAAGGCAGGGCAGAGGCAGGACCAGAUGGCCGUUUGAGGUGCUGAGCAAAGCUCCCGGUUUGCGGGGAGAGGUGAGAUCAAGGCCCCUUGGGAGGCCGAGGCUUAACUCAAGCAGACAGGAGGGAAGGCUGGAUUUCAGAGGUAGGGAGGAUAAGGACCGUGGGUGCACGACGGGGAGGGAGAGCCAAGUCAAGGUUAAUGCCAGUGCUCGGGCGGAUGGUGAAAGCAGCAGAUGGCCUUGACCGGGGUGGAGAACUCGAGCACAGGAGCAGGUUCUGUGUGUGUGUGUGUGUAGGAGCUUUCGGGGUCACGGGAAGUACUGAGAGGUGAGGAGUGGGAUUUGGGACGUGCGUAGUUGAACUCAGGACGUCCAGGUGAAGGGAUUACUUCCUGUCUCUGGAUCCGUCUCGAUCUCUGCCCGGCGAGGGCGCGCCCCGGCUGGGCGUGGACACUGUUCUCCGGCCGCGUCCGGCCGGGGGGGUGGGGCGUUCCUGCGGGUUGGGCGGCUGGGCCCUCCGGGGUGUGGCCACCCCGCGCUCCGCCCUGCGCCCCUCCUCCGCCGCCGGCUCCCGGGUGUGGUGGUCGCUCCAGCUCUCUGCUCUCCCAGCGCAGCGCCGCCGCCCGGCCCCUCCAGCUUCCGGGACCAUGGCCAACCUGGAGCGCACCUUCAUCGCCAUCAAGCCGGACGGCGUGCAGCGCGGCCUGGUGGGCGAGAUCAUCAAGCGCUUCGAGCAGAAGGGGUUCCGCCUCGUGGCCAUGAAGUUCCUCCGGGCCUCUGAAGAACACCUGAAGCAGCACUACACUGACCUGAAAGACCGCCCAUUCUUCCCUGGGCUGGUGAAGUACAUGAACUCAGGGCCGGUCGUGGCCAUGGUCUGGGAGGGGCUGAACGUGGUGAAGACAGGCCGACUGAUGCUUGGGGAGACCAAUCCAGCAGAUUCUAAGCCAGGCACCAUUCGUGGGGACUUCUGCAUUCAGGUUGGCAGGAACAUCAUUCAUGGCAGUGAUUCAGUAAAGAGUGCUGAAAAAGAAAUCAGCCUAUGGUUUAAGCCUGAAGAACUGGUUGACUACAAGUCUUGUGCUCAUGACUGGGUCUAUGAAUAAGAGGUGGACACAGCAGCAGUCUCCUUCAGCACAGCAUGGUGUGUCCCUGGACACAGCUCUUCAUUCCACUGACUUAGAGGCAACAGGAUUGAUCAUUCUUUUAUAGAGCAUAUUUGCCAAUAAAGCUUUUGGAAGCUGGA